This is a messenger RNA of Lethenteron reissneri (Far Eastern brook lamprey), 8745 nucleotides long. Its product is annotated as S phase cyclin A-associated protein in the endoplasmic reticulum-like. NCBI's taxonomy places the organism in Eukaryota, Metazoa, Chordata, Hyperoartia, Petromyzontiformes, Petromyzontidae. The record is from RefSeq and is a predicted model, not a curated record.
GGUGGUGUUGUUGGGGAGGGAGCUGUGGCUAGGGAUAGAGUUGUGGAGUUGUUGUUGUUGAGGAGGAGGAGGAGAGAGAGGGUGGCGGCGAUUGUCCCUCUCGUCAACUCGCAGUGACAACAAUGGCGAGGCGGACGGGCGCGUGAAAAUCCCAGGACGGUGGAAAUAUUUUUAAUUAAUUUUGUGGUGGGAGCCCUUUUGUUGUGAGUUUGCGUUAAACGAUGAUUAGUCGGGAAAUGCGUUUGGACGGAAGGAGACGUCGCAUGCUUCAGGCGUCUUUCCAGCGCUCCAACAGCCACGACAAGGUGCGCCGCAUCGUCGCCGAGGAGGGGAGAACGGCACGGAACCUCAUCGCAUGGAGCGUCCCGCUGGAGAGCCGCGACGAGGAGGGAAAACUGAAGCAUCUGUCGGCGCAGUCCCGCCGGGCGAAAAGCGCCAACAGCGCUCAUCAGCAGCUCGCAGGGAGCCCUUCGAAGCCCGGCAAACGGCAGCCCGAUGGUGGGGAGCGCAAAGCUGGGCAGCUGCUGGGCGGCGGCGGCGGCGGUGGCGGCGGCGUCGGCGGCGUCGGCGGCGGUGGCGGCGGCAUCUCCGAGAAGAUCCCGUGCAAGCCGAGGCCUCCCAGCAAGGCGGACCUGCGCGCCCGCUACUGGGCCUACCUGUUCGACAAUCUUCGGCGGGCGGUGGACGAGAUCUACGUGACCUGCGAGACCGACCAGAGCGUCGUGGAGUGCAAGGAAGUACUCAUGAUGCUGGACAACUACGUGCGAGACUUCAAGUCCCUCAUCGACUGGCUGCACCUGCAAGAGAAGCUGGAGAAGACGGACGUCCUGGACAGGCCGACUUCGCUGGCGUGGGAGGUGCGCAAGAUGUCGCCGGGGCGGCACGUGGCGCCGAGCCCGCCGCCCGACCGCAUCACCUCCGUCACGGGCACCAAGCGCAAGCUCACCUUCCCGGCGGCGCCGGUGCACAACCCGCACUUUGCUGGUAGACUGAGCAUACUUAGCUCCGUGGGGUCGAGCUGGGCGGACAAAGUUCGAGCCAGUCAACCGGGCGCGGCGCAGGCGCCUAAACCCGGCACGGACCCUAAAGCCGGCGGGCCGGAGCGGACCCAGCAGCCGCAGGAGAGCGCGUCUGCGGCAGACGGCGACGGCUGGGAGAUGGUGCAGAGGGGCCGCCCUUCCAAGUCCCGCUCGGCUACGGCGCUUGCCAAGGCAGCUUCCGGAAACGCCUCCGCAAACGGCGGCGCCGGCGCCGGUGGCGGCGCUGCGUCAGUGCCAACGACAAACGCGCCGCCGCCGGCCGGCGGACAGCCCGGCGGCGCCGCGGGCAAGGCCAACGCGUCGGCGUCGUCACGCAGAGACGUCGGCAACAAGGAGAACCGCGACUUGGCGCCGAGGAGUGCGAGGCCCAACGCCGGCUGUGUCGGCGGUGGCGGCGCCGGAGGAGCCAAGGCUACCGCGCAAGCGGACAUGAAGGCGCGGCGGGAGAGAGCGGCUAACGUAUGCGGUGUUGGUGGUGGCGGCGGCGGCGGCGGUGGUGGUGGCGGUGGCGGCGGUGUUGGUGGCGAGGAUGUGAAAGUGUCCAGAAUCAUUGCAUCAGCACUCGAGAAUCAGGGCAGUGAUGUGGGACCAGCGAUCAUCAGUGAAGAGAAAGAGGAGCGCGAUGAGCCGCCGCGUCCCGGCGACCCGCCGGCCGCCAGCCAGACGACGGUGCCAGCGGAGACGCUUGCCGACGAGCACGGAGGGCGCGGUGCCGAAGACGGUGGCGCUGGAGGCACUGGAGGAGGCGGAGAAAGUGGAGGAGGUGGAGGAGGAGGUGGAAGCGAAGAAGGUGGAGGAGCACUGCCGGAGAGUGAAGAGGUGGCGCCCAAGGACGCACAAGUGGUGCUGACGUCCACCGAGCUGCAAAACAGCAUGGCGGCCGUGCUGGCGGAAGAGGAGGAGCUGGCGUGCCGGCUGGAGCGGGAGAACGAGGAGGCGAUCGCCAACGCCAUCGCCGAGGAAGAGCAGCUGACGCGCGAGAUCCUCGACGAGCAGGACCUGGACACGGCCGGCGAGACGGACACGGAGAGCGAGCUGUCGGCCAGCACGGCCACCAUGUCAUCGCUGAGCCUACCCUUCAACCUGGAGGGACCUCUGAGCAACAUGGAUUGGAAUGACAUCAUGGCAGAGUAUGAGGCCCGCGAGUCGUGGCGGCAGACGACGUCGUGGGGCGACAUGGUGGAGGACGAGCCGCCGCGGCCACCGGGCCACGCCAUCCAGAUGCACGAGAAGCUGUCGUCCCCGUCGCGCAAGCGGACGAUUGCCGAGUCGAAGCGAAAGCACGAGGAGAAGCAGCUGAAGGCGCAGCAGAUCCGGGAGAAACUGCGGGAGGAAAACUCGCUCAAGCUGCAGAAGCUCAUGGAGAGGGUGAAGGAGGUGAGGAAGUGGAAGGAGGAGCUUCUGGAGCAGAAGCGGAGGAUCAUGGAGGAGAAGCUGCUUCGAGCCGAGUACCAGCGGGAGCUGCAGCUCCAGGCCAUCGUCAAGAAGGCGCAGGAGGAGGAGGCCAAGGUUAACGAGAUCGCCUUCAUCAACACGCUGGAGGCUCAGAACCGCCGGCACGACGCUCUCUGCAAGCUCAAGGAGUACGAAGUUCGGCUCAACGAGCUUCGCGACGAGCGGCACCGCCGGCAGGAGGAGAAGCAGGCGCGCGACGAGGCCGUGCAGGAGCGUAAGCGGGCGCUGGAAGCGGAGCGGCUGGCGCGCGUGGAGGAGCUGCUGCUCAAGCGGCGGGAGCAGCAAGCGCGCAUCGAGCAGCAGCGGCAGGAGAAGGAGCGGGCGCGUGAGGACGCGGCGAGGGAGAGAGCCAGGGAUCGCGAGGAGAGGCUGGCAGCUCUCAACGCUGCACAGCAGGAGGCCAUGGAGGAGCUGCAGAAGAAGAUCCAGCUGAAGCACGAUGAGAGUGUGCGGCGCCACAUGGAGCAGAUGGAGCAGCGCAAGGAGAAGGCGGCGGAGCUGAGCAGCGGGCGGCACGCCGCCGUCGACGUCCCGCCCAAGCUGACGCCCUACGAGCGCAAGAAGCAGUGCACGCUGUGCAGCGUCUGGAUUUUGUCGGAGGUGUACCUGUACAGCCACAUCCGGGGUAAACGGCACGCGCAGGCCGUGCGCGAGCACAGCAGCAUCACGGGCCGCGAGCUCUCCGACGAGGAAGUGGAGCACCUGUCGCUGCGUAGGUACGUGGUGGAGGCGGCGUUGGACGCUCCCGACCCGGCCUGCCCGUCCGCCGAGAGGGUGCGCGACGAGGAGGAGAGGCUCAAGGCGAAGAAGAGGGCGAAGAAGUUGCGAGCGCGCAUGAACAGCCGGGCCAAGGAAUUCGAGGCCUCUCUGGAUGGAAAGGUUCAAGUCCCGGAGUCGGCCUACAAAGCCAAGCUCCAGCGUCUGGUGAAGGACAUCAACAAGCAGCUGCAGAGCCACGAGAGCGGCCCGUGGCCCAACAACAAGGUGCUGGCGCUUGACAGGGCCCUCGGCGAGCUCAUGCGCAUUAUGGAGAAGCAGAACCCCGCGGACCAGGUGGCGUUCCAGCUGAGCGGCGGGUUCGAGAGCCUCGGCCAAAUCCUGCAGGUGAUCGCGUCGGCCAGCUCGCCCAACACCAUCACGCGCAUCCCCUUCAAGUCGCUGUGCCUGGCGGCGAACGCCUACUGCCUGGCGUGCCGCGACUGCGCCGACAACUGCCACUACGUCCUGUACAGCAACAAGAUCGUCGCGCUCAUCGAUCUGCUCUUGCAUCACCUCGCCGUGCUAAUCCCGGUCGGAGACGACGCCGGGGGCGACGGCGCCAGCGGGAGCGUCAACCGCCAGGUGUUUGAAGGCCCCUCGGGCUCCCUUCUCCGCGCGUGCGGCGCGGUCAUCGACGGCGUCGCUCGCAGCAUCGCCUCGGCGGCGGCCGGAGGGUCGGACGGCAGUCGGCCCGCGACGCCGCGUAAGACCCCGGCAGGCGGCGGAGGAGGAGGAGGAGGAAAGGAGGCGAGGCUGUCAUCGUCUUGCUCGUCGCUGUCCUCCUGCUCCGGAGCAUCGACGGGGCACAGGGAGGGCAUGUGCGGGCGCGCGUCGGACCUCGUGAGCUACAUGGUCCACGCUGGCGUGGCCGAGAAGCUCUGCCGCUGUCUACGCUCGGUGCAGGGCUCCGUGGACGACCAGCCGCGCACCUCGGCCUUCCUGGCCCACGCCGUGCACCUCCUGCGCGCCUCCUGCACGCUCGCACGCCUCGUCGCGCCCAGGUCUGGCGGCCAGAGCCCGUUUGACACACGGAGGCCGGACGGCACGGGCCUGGCGUCGGUGCUGCGCCUCACGGAGGCGGCCGGGGUGCUCAACCUCCUGUACUGCACACUGCUGCACGGCGCCGCCCCCGACCGGGACGCGGCGGCGGCGCCGGCACCGGCGGGGACGGGGGCGGCCGCCCCUCCGGUGGCCGCGACGACGGCGGCGGCGUCGUCGGUCCGCGCGUCGGCGCAGGAUGGAUACCCAGCGCACACGCUGGGCGUCGCGCUCGAGGGGGUGCGACUGCUCAACAGCUUCGCCUUCCUCGACCUCGCCGCCUUCCAGGAGGUGGUGGGCUCCGAGGGCCUGUCGCUGGCGUUCCGCCACAUCGCCAGCUCGCUGCUGUGGUACUGCUCGCACACGCCGUGCACCGAGCUGCUGCACGCCGUCAUCGUGUGCGUCGGGUACUUCACCGUCAACAACGCCGACAACCAGACGAUCGUGCAGUCGGGCCGCCAGCCGACGGUGCUGCAGCAGCUGUGCCUGCUGCCAUUCCAGUACUUCAGCGAGGCUCGCCUGCGCCGGGUGCUCUUCCCCACGCUGCUGUCCGCGUGCCACCGCAGCCCCGUCAACCGCAGCACGCUGCAGACCGAGCUCAGCUGCACGCUGCUCACAACCUUCAUUCAGGAGACGAUCCAGGCUGCGUCUUCUACCACACGCAAGUACCCAGACACUGGCGGCGAGGACGACCUGGACGUCUACAGCCGCUUCCCGCAGGAGCAGUGGGAGGGCGCGCUGCGCUUCUUCAGCGACGGCGCGGGCGACGCGGCGAGCGGCGACCCGGCAAGCGGUGGCGGCGGUGUCGGCGCACCGCCGCACUGCGAGCGCUGAGUUCACCGCCGGUCCCACCGGCGACGGUAGAGUCUUGGAUCCGGCCUCGGUGGAACGCAAGAGUGUUGUCGGCCUUAAAUUAGUAUCUGGUGCGGUGCGCAAACGUUGUCCCUGGGGAGACAAAGACGGCCGGGCAAGUGGGCGUGGGGCUGGCCACACCACCCCCGUUUGUAUGCUGUGCCACCGCCCCAACCGUGCCUAGGGUUGCCACCUGUCCUGGUGUUUCCCAGGAUCGUCCUCUUGUUUGGGCGCUGUCCUGGGAAAUCUCUUAAGUCUUCCCCGGACGCCAAAAGUCCAGUUUGUGUAUUUGUCAGUUGCGUAAGAAGACAACACCACUGCAGUACACAACGCAUUUCUGUAAGGCUCAACCAGGGCACCUGUAUCCUCACUCGCCUGCACACCCACACGCUCGCCUACCCACUCACCUGCAUACCCGCCAAUUCCACUCGCCUACACACUCACUCACCUUUGCAGUAGUUCACCUCUAGGGUUGGCCACCUGUCCUGGUUUUCCCAAGAUCGUUAUUCCCAUGUUGUUGAAGCAGCCUCUGUCCCGGGAAAUCUGUCCCGUCCUUCCGGAAACAUUGAGAGUCCACGGUUUUUUUGUUGUCAGUUGUGUCACGAUACCGAUAAUAAUAGUUCGACCGCGGUGGAGAUGACGCGCUCACAAGUAGUUCCCACCUCUUCCGGCAUUUUGCGACCAAUUCUUGUUGUUGUUUCCGAUUGUACGUGCCGGUGUUUUUGUUCAUUUGGUGGUGGCAACCCAAGGCUAGAAUGCCGGGCAGGGCAUUUAACAGCGCAGCGUCCAAUAAAGCCCCCGCUCACUUGGGAACACGACGGCCGGCGCCAGGGCACCGCUCCGUAGCCUGGGUCGGGUCUCUGUCCCCCGUGUGUGAGCGUGGGAGAAUUCGUUAUAUUCCCGCUCGGGGGCGAACAUCGGCGAAUAUCCGAGCCGCGUCUGGGCCUCCCCUGGGUCGGCUCAGCAUUAAAUUAGUACCUGAUGAGGCCGUGCAGUGAACAGCACCACUCGGGGGGGAGGCAAAGGUGGCCAGCCCGCUCCCCGCGUGCGCCGUGCAGGCCUUCAUAGGUGCUGGCUACCAGCGCUUGCCCCAAUGGGCCGUGUAGGCUACACUGGGAAUCUUUGUAUUUGCGUAAGGUCAACACGGCGGUGUGUUGCGACUGCGCGCCACGUCACGAACCCGCGCUCCCGAGUUCGAUUCCUGGCCGUGUUGCACCGCACGGAGGUUUGCAUUUAAAGUCCGAACUUGACCCCAGCUGCGUCUACGCGGACUCGGCCUAAAAAAGCAAAAAGAGAGCGGCCGGUGCGGUGAACCUCGGAGUAGUCGUGGAGACGGCGGUUCGGUGCGUGCGGUGCCGGUGACGACAUCACAGCCUCGCACGCGCCCUGCGGGGACUUACCGGUGCCUCGCUGACGGGGCAUACCUUCACGUGUACACACGCGUAUACACGUGCGCGUCUACACACGCGUGUACACGUGCGCGUGUACACCCGCGCGUGUACACCCGUAUACGCGUGUACAGACGUGUACAUGCAUACACACGCGUACACAUGUACACACGUGUACACACGUACACACGCUGUUCCUGCUCCCAGUAACUUCCCUGCAGCGACGUGACGGCCGCGUGGUGGAGGCGGCCUGUGCCGUUAGCGAGCCGCAUGCUGUGGGGGGGGGGGGGGGGGGCCCUCUGCGCAUUUUUCUCGGCGCGAGCAUUCGUGGUUACAGCAAGCCAGUAGCAUAACAAUACCUUAGCAUAUUUAUCAGAGUUAAUUGCACUUUAACAAACAAUUAAAGGGGGGCGAAGGGGGGCGAAGGGGGGGUCGUCGUUUUGUUGAGCGUUUGCGGUAAGUAAAAAAAAAUAACCCCCGAAUGGAGCCGCGUUUUGUGACGCGCGGACACGGCGGUAGCAGCGGCGGCGGCGGCGCCCUCCUCUUACCCAGCGUGCCCCCCUCCUACCCAGCGUGCCCCCCUCCUACCCAGCGCGCCCCCCUCCUACCCAGCGCGCCCCCCUCCUACCCAGCGUGCCCCCCUCCUACCCAGCGCGCCCCCCUCCUACCCAGCGUGCCCCCCUCCUACCCAGCGUGCCCCCCUCCUACCCAGCGUGCCCCCCUCCUACCCAGCGCGCCCCCCUCCUACCCAGCGUGCCCCCCUCCUACCCAGCGCGCCCCCCUCCUACCCAGCGCCCCCCUCCUACCCAGCGCCCCCCUCCUACCCAGCGCGCCCCCCUCCUACCCAGCGCGCCCCCCUCCUACCCAGACCCCAAGCCCAAAUCCGUCCCAGCGGCCCCGAGCUCUCUUACGGACGCCGUCUCUUUCGUUGUCGGCAGCGCAGUGACGCGCCGCUUCUGGAUACCGCCGGGAAUCCUUUGAACAAACUCUUCCCCUCCAUCUCGACUUCUCGUCGUUAAAACAUUCAUUCAUUCGUGGCGCUGCCGAAAGUUUAGACGCCUUGCUUCUCGGUCCGUGCGUGUUGUCCAUCAUUUGAACACGACCCGUGGCUUCCAGUUAAAGGGAUUCAUUUUUUUUCAUAUUACUGUGAUGAUAAUGAGCGGGGCUGCACGGAUUUUGGCAUCGCUCUUGACGGAUCGCUCCGUGCGCCAUGGGAGGGAUCGGUGUCGAGUGUGCAGGCGGUGCAGCUGCACUGAGCCGUACGUGACGGAGGGGGGGGUGAGGGGGUGAAAGACACCCCUCGGAGGGGGUGGACAGCCCAAUUCCAUUCCUUGCACCAGGGCCCAUUCUAACCACGCUACUACGCACGCCACCGAUAUGAACCCAUAGGCAAACAUCGAGAGCCAUGGACCGACGUAGAGAUCAAUAGACAGACACGGAAACCCAUAGACUAACACGGAGACCCAUAGACUAACACGGAAACCCAUAGACUAACACGGACACCCAUAGACUAACACGGAGACCCAUAGACUAACACGGACACCUAUAGACCAACACGGACACCCAUAGACUAACACGGACACCCAUAGACUAACACGGAGACCCAUAGACUAACACGGAAACCCAUAGACUAACACGGAGACCCAUAGACUAACACGGACACCCAUAGACUAACACGGAAACCCAUAGACUAACAGGGAGACCCAUAGACCAACACGGACACCCAUAAACUAACACGGAAACCCAUAGACUAACACGGACACCCAUAAACUAACACGGAGACCCAUAGACUGACACGGAGACCCAUAGACUAACACUGACACCCAUAGACUAACACUGACACCCAUAGACUGACACACACCCAUAGACUAACACGGACACCCAUAGACAAACACGGACACCCAUAGACGAACACGGAGAGUCGUGUAGUUUUGGAGUCUACAGGCCCUGCAGCUGCACGCGUUUGCCGCGAGGAUGGAUUCCUUCCACGUGCUCCAAACGCAGGAGACACGUGCUAGGAGGCACUUGUUGUACAUUUUUUUUCGUCACCUUAUAUUAAUAUAAUAAAGCUAAUUUAACAGAUUUGAGCGACUGAAACAAUCUCCAGAGGCUUCUGAACAGAUGUGCUGUUGUUGUUUGUACACGUGUAUGAAUAGCUUAAGAGAUGUUUCAAUGUAAAAUAAAACAAUGGCUGCAGUGUUCGUUAUAUCGAA